Molecule: messenger RNA, 1222 nt
Organism: Exophiala mesophila
Lineage: Eukaryota; Fungi; Ascomycota; Eurotiomycetes; Chaetothyriales; Herpotrichiellaceae
Exons: 2
Coding region: 205-1170 (321 amino acids)
Cellular component (GO): cytoplasm
Molecular function (GO): oxidoreductase activity, acting on the CH-OH group of donors, NAD or NADP as acceptor
Source: RefSeq, a predicted model, not a curated record
CUUGAACCCUCAAUGGGUCACCGGCAGAAGCCAUUCGACUAGGUGUCAAGGUGUGAUGUUGAGGAAACGGUUUGUCGUUUUCAUUUAAUCAUGCCCAGUCUGCUCCCAGUAUUCAAAUAACCUCGAAGCUUUCUCUCCCCGUCCAAGUCUUUGUGAUAUUGACCCCUUCAAAUUCAUAUCUACCUCUCACAUCCCCAAUUCGAGAUGGCCCAACAAGUUCAAGGAAAGACGGCCAUUGUGACGGGCGCUGGCUCCGGCAUCAAUCUGGAAUUUGCGCGACUCUUGCUCGAGAAUGGAGCCAAUGUCGUGAUUGGCGAUCUGGCCUUGCGUCCGGAAGCUCAAGAUCUUGUCAACAAGUACCAGUCCCAGCCCAAGGCCGUUUUCCAAAAGACCGAUGUCACCUCAUGGGCCGACCUCAACAAUAUGUUUAAAGCUGCUAUUGACAACUUCUCUUCUGUCGACAUUGUAUGCCCAGGUGCUGGUGUAUUUGAACCACAUUGGAGCAACUUCUGGUAUCCCCCCGGAUCGGCAGAGUCAGUGGAUGAUCCUUUGGGAGGGAGGUAUAAGCACCUCGAUAUCAACUUGACUCACCCAAUCCGUGUCACCCAAAUGGCUAUCUCCCAUUUUUUGAAUGCCUCAACCCCUUCCAGCGCGUCAAACCCCAAGAGCAUUGUCCACAUCUCAAGUAUCGCUGGAGAGACGGCGUCUCUUCCAUUUCCCGUCUACCAUGCCUCAAAGCACGCAGUCCAGGCUCUGGUGCGAGCAAUGGCGCCUUUGGAACAACUUUACGGCAUUCGUGUCACUGCAGUGAUGCCCGGAAUAGUCAAGACCCCAUUGUUCACUGAAGAUCCUGACAAGUUAAAAAUCAUCAACGAGGACACCGACGAGUGGGUGACGCCCGAGAAUGUGGCCAGGAUCAUGUUGGCAUGCGUCAAAGAUCAAUCGGUCAGCACUGUCCUGGGAACCACUGCUGGCGGCAAUGAUCAGACCAUUGAUAUCCACGGAGGUAGUGUCCUCGAGGUUCUAGCGCGCACCGUCAGAGAUGUACCCAUGUUUGGCAACGUUGGGCCGUACGCGUCAGGAGCACCUGGUGCCUCGGCUAGUCAUGGAGAGCCUAUCAUUGAGGAAAUCCAGGGUUUGUUGAAGCCAGGCUGGGGUCAGGUUCAGUAGCUUGAAUGUAAAAAUCAAGCCAUGACUGUUUCUAGACAAGCAUGAAUGAAAC